AUGAGUGUGGAUUCGGCUUCUCCCCAAAGCCUGCCCUGCCCUGAAGCAUCCAAUUCUAGGGAACCUUCACCAGUGCCUGAGGUGUACGAGCCUGACGAAAACUAUGCAUCCUUGCCAAUGUCAUCUACUGAGACACUCCAUACAGAGACUGUCUCUCCUCUUCCUUCCUCCAUGGACCUGCUUAUUCAGAACAGCCCUGACUCUUCCACCAGUCCCAACAUAACACUGCCCACUUCUAUAGAGGACAGUGUAGCAAAGGAGGAAAAGGGCCAGCUCAAGAAACAGAAGGUCAGAACCGUCUUCUCACAGGCCCAGCUCUGUGUACUCAAUGAGAGAUUUCAGAGACAGAAGUAUCUCAGCCUCCAGCAGAUGCAGGAACUUUCCAACGUCCUGAACCUUAGCUAUAAACAGAUUAAGACCUGGUUCCAGAACCAGAGAAUGAAAUGUAAGAGGUGGCAGAAGUACAACUGGCCAAAGAAUAGCAACCGUUUAACUCAGAUGAGCUCAGCAACUACAGAGUACCUGGGCUUCUCUUCCUAUCAUCACCAGGGAUGUUUGGUGAAUGCUUCUGGAAACCUUUCAGUGUGGAGCAACCAGACCUGCAGUAACCUCUCUUGCAGCAACCAUUCCUGGAACAGCCCAUCUUGGAACUACCAUUCCUGGAAUAGUCAGACCUGGUGCCCCCAGGCCUGGAACAACCAGGCCUGGACCAAUCAGUUCUAUAGUUAUGGAGAGGAAUCCCUGCAGCCCCAGAUUCAGUUCCAGCAAACUCCCAUCAGUGAUUUAGAGGUCACCUUGGAAACUGCUGGGGAAAGCUAUGAUACAAUACUGCAAACCCCUAUGUAUUAUACCACCCAGCAAACCAUGGAUUUAUUCCCAGAUUACUCCAUGAAUAUGCAGCCUGACUCCACAAACAUUUAG
Messenger RNA from Phyllostomus hastatus (greater spear-nosed bat), 921 nucleotides. RefSeq names its product Nanog homeobox (gene NANOG). Gene Ontology annotation, molecular function: DNA-binding transcription factor activity, RNA polymerase II-specific; RNA polymerase II cis-regulatory region sequence-specific DNA binding. Bases 1 to 921 code for a protein of 306 amino acids. NCBI's taxonomy places the organism in Eukaryota, Metazoa, Chordata, Mammalia, Chiroptera, Phyllostomidae. The record is from RefSeq and is a predicted model, not a curated record. Gene Ontology annotation, biological process: regulation of transcription by RNA polymerase II. The transcript is spliced from 4 exons.